Rangifer tarandus platyrhynchus (Svalbard reindeer) is the source of this 558-nucleotide messenger RNA. The record is from the annotation of a GenBank genome assembly. Lineage: Eukaryota; Metazoa; Chordata; Mammalia; Artiodactyla; Cervidae.
AUGGAGUCGCAUUUCCGUGCAAGGGGACGCCGAGGGCCCGAGCCCAGAGGCUCCGCGGCGAUUUACUCCAGGUCGCCGGCUAGCGGUGGCACAACUCCCCACGAGGACCACUGGGCCCGGACAGGGCAUGGCCGAGUGCUUUGGCCGCCGGCAGAGACGCGGCCACCAGGUGGCGCCAGAGCGCCCCUUCGCCUCCGCCUCCGCCUCCGCCUCCGCCUCCACAGGAUUCUCCCGGCGCUGCGCAUCACCCAGCCCCCGCAGGCCGCGGAUCGCUUCCUAUCCCGGGUCCGACGCCCCAGCCCCGGCGGGGACCCCGAGCGCGCCGCCAGUGGUCCUCUCCCUCCUCCUGACUCGAUCAGGCCGGCGUCUUCCUCUGCGAGCGGGAUCACUGGGCCAAGGGCAGCGCAGGAGUCGGUGGAUGUAGGGAGAAGGCAGGAAGAGGUACUUGUAAAAAUACUGCGGGAUACACCCUUUGCUGACAACUGCUUCUCACAAAGCCAGCUCAGCCGCCUUGACCCCUGUGGGGCGGAGAUGGAAUUUCCCCUGUGGAGCAGCUGA